Messenger RNA from Vicugna pacos (alpaca), 1193 nucleotides. It is a transcript of the gene SHLD1, whose product is annotated as shieldin complex subunit 1. Lineage: Eukaryota; Metazoa; Chordata; Mammalia; Artiodactyla; Camelidae. The record is from RefSeq and is a predicted model, not a curated record. Gene Ontology annotation, biological process: positive regulation of double-strand break repair via nonhomologous end joining; positive regulation of isotype switching; negative regulation of double-strand break repair via homologous recombination. Gene Ontology annotation, cellular component: site of double-strand break.
CGCCACCGCUUCCGGUUCGAGGCUGCUGCUGUGGCGGGGUGGUGAGUGUAAUCGAGAUCUGGCGCCUUUUCUGGGACCAUGGCAGCCCAGGAAGCCACUCCAGACGGCCAGUCGGAGGAGAGCAGUGCUUUGGACUUGCCAUCAGUUUAUGACAUAAGGGAUUACGUGUUGCAGAGACCCAGCCAGGAGGCCAACAGUGAGGCUCUUGGUUCUGCGGAAGCCCUUUCUAUGCCUUGCUCUUCUGAUGUGGAUCCAGACACCUGUAACCUAAAUACUGAACAAAAUGAUUGCUGGACCUCUGAGAACUCCUGUCUUGACCCUUCUGUGAAGGGCCAGCCAGAGACCAAGCUGCAGGAUGAUGGACUUCAGCAGUCUCUGGAUACAUUCUAUGAAGCGUUUGGCCAUCCACAGGCGGCCUCUGGAAAUCCGCUCUCCGCGUCUGUCUGCCGGUGCCUGUCUCAGAAAAUCAGCGAACUGAAGGGCCAGGAGAACCAGAAGUACACCCUCCGCAGUUUGCAGAUGGCCCGGGUCAUCUUCAACCGGGACGGCUGCUCAGCCUUGCAGAGGCGUUCCAGGGCCGCCCACUUCUACCCAUCAGGAGAAGGAAGUGAGUCUCUGGAGGAUGAAAAGCCAACCCCAGGACUUUCAAAAGAUGUUAUUCAUUUCCUCUUGCAGCAGAAUAUUAUGAAAGACCCAUGACUGGUGCCUGGUGGUGGGAGCAGGCUCGUGGAAGGUAGCCCCGGGGCUGAUACCGCUGGUGCACCACCCAGAACCCCUCAGGUCUCCCGCCAGCCCCGUGUACCCGGCUCCCAGCUAAGUGCUUUGCUGGCGAAGGCUGCCAUCUGUCAUCUGGUCCUGGAGCCACUUCAGUCCAUAUGGAGAGCCAGCAGUGUCUGGGGACUUUAUUGCCUCUGUGGCCACCCUACCUCCCACCCAAACCUACCACUCCCUUUGACCUAAGGCCAGUGACCAGCUGGUGUAGGAGUCCAAAAACCCAGCUUCGUUGCCUCCAGGAAGGACAUGCUUUGAGGCAUAACUCAGGUUCCAGAGCUCCCCUCCUGGUCAGCCCAAGGCUGGGGCUUCUCGUGAAAUCUCGAUCUUGCCUGGCUCCUUCUCUUCCCCUGCCCUCCUUCUGCCAUUCACUUACUGGUGUCCCCUGGGAGCUUUUCCUUAAUAAAUGUCUUGUACCUGAA